AUGGGUUGCUUCAUUGUCUGUCUGGGUUUCUCCAAGAAACGAAAGCGCAGAAUCAGACCUUCAAAUAAACUCAUUUCUGGCGACCAAAUAUAUGGAAGCUAUAGGCAUCUGGAUUCUCAAGAUGUUACUCUUGCGGAAUCUGCAGUUUUAGAGUCUGAUUGCAGUAAUCAUAAUGAAGCCAAGGUGAAUUCUGGCAUUAAGAUAAAAAAGAAAGUCACAUUCAACUUGAAUGUCAAGAUCUAUGAGCCUAUACCCGACCAGGAUUCAUAUUCCUCAGACAAAGAAAUAGGGGAGGAGAUUGAUGCUAAGAAGGAUAAAGAAUCCAACAAUAUAAAUGUAAAAAGGGCAUCAAUUGAAGAGAAUAAAGUUGGGUAUAGAGAAAGAGGUCAGUACGAAUGCUCUGUGUUGAAUCCAGUUGAGAAUUUAACUCAAUGGAGAGAAGUGAAGGAGAAAAGCAAGAAGCAUCCUCUAUUGAAGAAGAUACUGACAAAGGAGAACUUGGGAAUAAUGGUGGAGAAACAAGAAGAGGAGAUGAUCAAGUCAAGUCUCAAUUUCAGUCCAAAGUGUAAGUUGAUGCAAGACAUUGCGAUUGAUGCAAGCCUCUCUCAUUGGGUAUUGACCUCACAGCAAUGUUAG
Messenger RNA from Impatiens glandulifera, 636 nucleotides. RefSeq lists its product as uncharacterized. Lineage: Eukaryota; Viridiplantae; Streptophyta; Magnoliopsida; Ericales; Balsaminaceae. The record is from RefSeq and is a predicted model, not a curated record. Bases 1 to 636 code for a protein of 211 amino acids. Gene Ontology annotation, biological process: male meiosis II. The transcript has 4 exons.